GCUUAUUUUCAAAAGGCUGCUGAAAACCACUUCCAAUACUGAGGCAAUCUUCUGGUCUUCGUUUUAGCUUGAUGCAUUUGUCGCCAAUACUUUAUGUCGCUGUCAGGUAGUGAUUCAGACGAACACUCGAUAAAAAUGCAAUUAUAUCAUUCGAACGCCGACAGGUUGUGAAGGAAUGGAGAUAUUUACACUUAGGUUACAAAAGCGUGCUAUUGUUGUGAAUUACUUUUACUAUCAAAAACUAUCUGGAGGUUUAAUAACCAUUGUUGAGUUGUUAUUAGCAUUUCGUUAGACGCGAAGUAUAAGGACAAUCCUUCGCUCACGUGACUGCUAUGAAAAUCUAUUUUUUGCGCUGACCUGUAUGGGCAGAGGCAUCUCCAUCUCGACCAUGCCAGCAACUUUGAUGGCCACAAGCUCGUCAUCUUUGCCAGAAGGGCCUCCUACUAGCGUAUAUAUGGGAAGAUACAACGGAAAUGACCUCAACGGAAGUGCAAAUGCCCGAACUUUCAACAAAUCUAAGCGGCGGGCUGCUCAGCAAAUAUAUACCUCCCUUGAACCAUCUCAGGAGCAAGGACCACUUUCUGCAACAGUGACGGCAACUGCUACUGAGGGAAACGGAACUGCUCACAAGAGAAGCAUGAGCUAUGAUAUACACACCAAUGGGCAUGAGCUACAAAGCAAUGAAAAAUUGCCGACUCUUAAUGAGACAGGAGCGGCCCCUCCAUAUUAUGACGUUACUGACGAGAAAGACAUACAUAAACCAAAUCCAUACAACCGAAGCUCCUUCAUAGAUUCAACGAUCUCACGAUUCAUAUCACGACCAGAAACACCCACUCUUUCAACUCGGCAUACCGAAGCAGACACUAGGACUUGGUCUCUACCUAGCCUCUCAGGGCAUUUCAACAUAUCACUUUCCGACAACUUCAAAUUUAUAAUACUAUGCUUGAUGUGGUACAGCACCUCAGCUUUUACCAACAACAUCGGAAAGCAGAUUCUUAUGCAGUUUCGCUAUCCCGUUACGUUAACCUAUGUUCAGUUCGGGUUGGUAGCGCUAUCCUGCUUUGUUCUUACCCGAAUUACGGGUAUUACGCAGAUAAGAAAGCCGGAUAUGGCAAUUAUCAAAACUGUACUCCCUUUAGCAGGAUUUCAAAUCGUUGGACAUGUCUUCUCUAGUGUGGCCAUCUCUCGCGUUCCUGUCAGUUUAGUUCACACUAUCAAGGCUCUGUCACCAUUGUUCACCGUGUUACUGUACCGCUUCCUCUUUCAAGUUCAAUACGCUUCUGAAGUCUACAUUUCCUUGCUGCCAUUGACUCUAGGUGUCAUUUUGGCUUGUUCAUUUACUUUUACCACCAAUGUGCUUGGCCUUCUAUGUGCGCUCGGAUCCUGCUUGGUGUUUGUUCUGCAAAAUGUCUUUAGCAAGAAGCUUUUAUUCAAGGAAAGUGGCUCUCAUCCAAGGCGUACCGAUAAGCUAGACAAGUUGAACUUGUUGUUCUACUCCUCAUUGCUGGCGUUUAUAUUGAUGACACCGCUAUGGUUCACGUCGGACGGAUAUGUCAUUUUUGGAAGUCUCGCCUCCGGCCAAGCCCUCACUCACGGCUCGCUUACCACAUCGGUUGUUAUUGCCUUUGUGCUCAAUGGCACUAUGCACUUUGGUCAAAAUUGGUGUGCUUUCACGACUUUAAGUUUGACAUCUCCUGUCACUUACUCCAUCGCCUCCCUUGUCAAGCGUAUUUUCGUCAUCGUCGCCAGUAUCAUUUGGUUUGGCCAACAAGUCAGCUUCGUCCAAACUAUUGGUAUAUUGUUGACGUUCAUUGGUCUAUGGAUGUAUCAAAGUGCAAAGCAAGAUGUUGACAGAGGUGAAAGCAAGAUUCGAGAAAAGGCUCUCGGUGGAACACUACCUACCAGCCAAACUGAACGACCAGCUUUCGAUACCAAUACUUCGAAUUUCGGCUGGAAUGACCUCAGUCGCUCAGUACAAGGGUUUGGUGGUAGUAUGUUUUCACGGAUAAAAAGACAACCUACUCCAGACCUUGGAGUAAAGUCUCUAUAGAAUGCAUUUUUUUUUU
Molecule: messenger RNA, 2066 nt
Organism: Umbelopsis ramanniana AG
Lineage: Eukaryota; Fungi; Mucoromycota; Umbelopsidomycetes; Umbelopsidales; Umbelopsidaceae
Exons: 2
Coding region: 362-2050 (562 amino acids)
Biological process (GO): phosphoenolpyruvate transmembrane import into Golgi lumen
Cellular component (GO): endoplasmic reticulum; Golgi apparatus
Molecular function (GO): antiporter activity; phosphoenolpyruvate transmembrane transporter activity
Source: RefSeq, a predicted model, not a curated record